UAAUGCCCCAGGUAUAAUUUCGAGUACAUAUCAAUCGCGUUGAUGAUUGCAGGCUCCAUAUGGCAUCGCAGCUUCAGCUUCUUCCCGUAUCUCAGAUCAAGCGCCAACCGACAAUUCGUAUUGGAAGCUACAUACUACAUAUAUGAUUCAGAAUUCAGAUUGGCCUUCAGAGUCUUGCUCAACGAGCUGCAAAACAGUUUAAUUGACAAACAUAGCUAACAAAUAACCUACUGAUCGUAUCCGAUUACACAUCUGUUGAUCACGCAUUCUCAGGGAAGAGGCGAGAAGGCUGAAAAGAAGGUCGACUUUAUGCGUUUUUUGAUUGACGAGAUCUCCUGUGAUCGCAAAAGCCAUCGGGUAAGGGGUUUAUGCGAUAGAGGGUAAGGAUAUUCUUGUCCAUUUAGUUAUUUUUUUCAAUCUUAAUGAUUUUAAACUGUAAAAAAUGAUUAUUAAAUAGUAAAAUCUAUUUAAAAAUUAGAUUCGGGUAAAUAUGAUAUUUUAAAAAAUUAAGAAGUACAAAUAUAAUAUUUAAAGUUUAAGUCGGCCAAAUACGAUAUUUAGAUAUUUAGCAGAGGUAUAUACAAAAUUCUGCCAAAAAACUUCAUCAUAAAAACUCAUCCCUGAUACCAUUUUUUUAUUUUGGACAAACACACCACAAGCAAAGCAACUUGGUUAAUAAGAAAAAUUAGUAAAAUCAUGAUUAUGUCAAUUUCAAAUAUAAUUUUGUAAAAAAAAAGCAGUGUAAUUUGUAUUUUUUAACUUUUAACAGAUUUACGAAAACAAAUAAAUUUUAACAAAAGAAUUAAAUCCAUUUCGUUUUUACAGCCAAACUUUUUAACAGAUUUAAAUUCAUUCAUAUUUCAAUUUCUAUGAGUUUCAAGGAACGCAGCUUCAUCGAAAUAUCCAUUAACAGCAUCACCUUUCAUCUUUGCAAUUCAAUUAAGGCAUUAGUCGUAGAUCUGCUCGACUUGUUUCCUCCUCCUUUAAUUAGGAGUUUAGGACUCUGGCGAGGCUGUGGAGGAUCCUCACGAGCGCAUUGCGACGGAGGCACUCCUAAGUUCUUUGUCCUGCAACCUAUAUGUCAUUUAAUUUUGCCUGCCAAAUCAUUGUAUGAGAUCUUGUGGCAAGAAUCUACAAACAUCAGCAAGACAUUAUCAUAUGGGGAUCUAAGCCUAGCAAAUUCAUGAUGGGAAUUUCAAUCAUGUUAAUGAACAAGUGAUAGUGGACAGAAUUUAAAUACAUACAUAACAGUGUUGUUUUGGGAACAAAGCUCCUUCAAGGAUCUUUAGGGAUGAUAGUGUGCUUUGGAUGGCGACAGUUUCUUUUGUUUGUGACACUUGUUUUCUUUCUAACCCAUUUUCUCUCAGUUAUGGAGUUGCAUCAAGACUCAAAUGUUAAAGAUCCACACCAAAAGAAACAAAAGAAAUUUAAUCAUCUUGUUCUUGGACCCCCUGCUGGUGAAGGUCUGCCAAAUCGUUUGCAAUGCAAAGGUACCAAGGCUCUUAACAAGAUCCAAAUAUCAACAUCCUCCAACAUUUCAAAUGGUGGUGGUGGUGUUUCUUUUGUUACAAUUUUCAUGGUUUAUAACUCUAGUGUUGAUGAUGUCAAAUCAAGGGAUGCUGCAACCAUUGUGGGAAGAGUUUCAUACAACAAAGUGGAAAGGUCAAUGGCAGUCUUGAAUACUUUCAUAAAUUUUAUACAGCUGGCAAUGCCUGAAAGCAACAUGGUCAUCUUAACUGAUCCAGCAUCCAGGCUUCCACUAAAGAGAAACAGGGUGACUGUAUAUUCAGUUGAAGGUGAAUAUUCACGCGACAAGUUGAUGCUUCAAAGAAUCAGGUCUUACAUUGCUUUUCUAGAGAAAAGGCUUGAAGACCAUUCACGGGAACCAACCCAAAAAAUUACUAAUUUUAUUUUCACAGAUUCAGACAUAUCAGUAGUUGAUGACGUGGCACAAAUAUUUAACAGAUAUGAAAAUUUCCAUUUGGCACUCACUUUUCGUAACAACAAACAGCAGCCUUUAAAUUCAGGGUUCAUAGCAGUCAGGGGUACCCCUGAUGGAAUUUUAAGGGCAAAGGUUUUCUUGGAGGAAGUUUUGAAUGUUUAUGUCACAAAAUACAUGAAAGCUUCACGAAUGCUUGGAGAUCAACUUGCUCUUUAUUGGGUUGUAAAAUCUCAUACUUCAUUUGAUGAAAAAAAGUUUAAUAAAGCAGAACCUUUUCUUGAGGAAAUUGGUGGGGCCUCUGUGCUCUUCUUGCCUUGUUUGGUCUACAACUGGACCCCACCUGAAGGUGCUGGUCAGUUUCAUGGCAUGCCCUUGAAUGUAAAGGUGGUUCAUUUCAAGGGAUCAAGGAAACGGCUUAUGCUUGAGUCUUGGAAUUUCUUCAAGUCUUCUUCAUCUACUGAGGAUCAUGAUGUAUCAGUAUCAGUAUCACACAUGUUGUGCCUUGUAUUAAGUAGUGGAAGAACAAAGUAUGAUUUUUAAACAACAAAACAACAAAAUUAUGGUUUUUUUUAAAAAAAAAAAAAAGAGGAAUCUCAUCUUUUUGUUUUGGUGUUAUUUAAGUUUGAUUUGGUUGUUUAUAUGUAUUUUUUUUGGUAGCGUUAUUUUAAUUAAUUUAUUAUGUAUGAAUAUUUGAUUUUUUUUUAGUUAAAUGAGUUAAAAGGUUGUGUUGUUUUGCUUAAA
Molecule: messenger RNA, 2683 nt
Organism: Lactuca sativa (garden lettuce)
Lineage: Eukaryota; Viridiplantae; Streptophyta; Magnoliopsida; Asterales; Asteraceae
Source: RefSeq, a predicted model, not a curated record